This is a messenger RNA of Fusarium falciforme, 2412 nucleotides long. RefSeq names its product HET domain-containing protein. The transcript has a single exon. The coding region runs from base 1 to 2412 and encodes 803 amino acids. NCBI's taxonomy places the organism in Eukaryota, Fungi, Ascomycota, Sordariomycetes, Hypocreales, Nectriaceae. The record is from RefSeq and is a predicted model, not a curated record.
AUGUCGCAACUCCUCAUCGCUUUCGCGCCCGCUCACGCAAAGCACCCUCCGUCCACUCGCCCCUCGAUGAGCCAUCAUGACCGUUCGGCGGCAACGGCCACCGCCAAACCCGCCGGGGCGACCAGCUCCAACACUUCGGCGGCUGCUCGCGUGCCCGCCGGCAUGAAGAAGAUCUCGAGGCUGUUCGCCUUUACGCGCCUCGGCCGCGGCCGCCCCGACAGCGCAAACGGCCACCACCCCGAAUGGGAUUCGGCUUCUACCCGUGAGAGCUCACCAGAUGUUCACCAGCUCACGUCGCGACGGCGCCGCGCGGACCCAGAGGCGAGGAAGCCUGCCAGGAACGGUCUGAGCCUCCUCGUUGCUGACGACGACCACCCGCCCUGCUCCAUCUGCGCCACCAUCGAUUUCCCCUGCUUGCUAAACUGGCGGCCCGGCCAGCCGCGACCCUGGAUCCCGCUGGCUCACACACUCGCAGAGUUGUCCGCAUGCCCUUACUGCAUCUUCUUUCAGGCCCUGGUGGGUGCUGAGCCGGAUUUGACGCGCAAGUUUACACCCUACUUGCGCAUUCGACAGGCAUUUGAGCGUCUCGGUGUUGGAGAGAAGCAUGAGCUUGGAGGCGCCGUGUUGUUCGAAGUGACCACCAAGAGCAAGACCCUACCAUGGGGCUAUAUCGUUCGCGUCGUCGAGGGGAACGACGACGUCGCCGGGUACAGAGAGGCCACUCCCGCGAUUCGAGGCCGUCUCAUCCCGCCCAAGCUUGACCCCGCGCUGCCCCGGACCUGGGUUGACUUUUGCUUGACGAAUCACUCCCACACGAUAUGCGGUUCCCGAGGGCCACCGAUCCGAGGCCUGAAGCUGAUUGACUGUCGCGAGGAGGAAGUGGUGUUUGUGGACGACCUCAAUGUCCCGACGAUUGAGUAUGUCACGCUGAGCUAUGUACGGGGCAGCCCUUCCGAGAUUGAGUCAGACCAACUCAGCGGUUUGCCUGAGGUGCUGCCUCCAUUGGUAGCCGACGCCAUGUCCGUAACGAGGUCUCUUGGGUACAGGUAUCUCUGGAUCGAUCGGUACUGCUUCCCUCAGUAUAACGCCGCGGAGCGACGGCGGCAGUUGGACAAGAUGGGCGAGAUCUACUCCCGUUCUACUCUCACCCUCAUUGUUGCGGCGGGCGAGGGCAUCAACGACGGUAUUCCUGGUAUCAGCGUCCCACGCGAGGAGCAAUUGUCGCUUCAGACCGAGGCUGGAUACUUUACUACUUCGCUCAUCAGGCCCGAUGCUGAAGUAGCAAACUCCAAAUGGGCUUCUCGCGGCUGGACAUAUCAGGAGGGUCUGCUAUCCCGUCGCCGCCUCGUCUUUACUCCUUCACAGAUUUACUACCAGUGCCAAUCCCUCCACUGUCACGAAACCAUCUCUUAUCCUCUCAAGACGAAGCCCGCUCUCAACCUGGGUCGUGUAUUUCCUCUCGACGGCGCAGGCACUCGUACACGCGAUUACAAGAACCAGGUCAACGGGUACCUCAACCGAGAAUUCACAUAUCCGGAUGACCGCCUCGAUGCCUUCAGGGGUGUCCUGGAUCAAUACGCCCACAUGGAUCCUCCCAUGGACAACAUCCUCGGCCUACCCCUCUACCACGCCAAGGACUUCAAAAACAUGUCCUCCCCACCCACCCGAACAGAUCGUCUUGCAAUUGGCCUUGGCUGGCGACUGGAUCCCGCAGGCGACACUGAGGUAUCAACACACCCUAUGUGUCUCCAAGGUCCAUUCCCCUCUUGGACUUGGCUGGGUUGGAAGAUUCGUCCCGAGUAUACCGGUUACGGCCCCUAUUUCAACCUCUAUCAGGUUGGCGACGACACACCUCUCAUCGACAACAUCUCUGCUGUGCCUCGGAUGACCAUCUCGGUUGGUUUCAAGGACGACAGAGUCCUUUCUUGGGAGCAACACGCCGACGCCAUCACUGCACGCGCAACACCAAUCUCUUUCCUCCGCCUCAAGACCUACUGCUUCACCAUCCGCUUCACCGUCCGACCCCCCACCGCUGACUCGGCCUCCUCCUCCUCAUCCACCUCGAACGUCACCAUCACCUCUCCAGACCUCCGCGAUACCCUCCGACCUUCCCUUGCCGCCAUGCUCCUCCGUGCCGGCUCAGAUGCUGAGACCCCACCCGGUGAGCACGAGCUCAUCGGCGCCUUCAUCUCGGGCCGGGACUGGGUGAUCGAUGAGACGUACGAGUCGGCAAACCUUCUCAUCUGCGGCCGCCGCAACUGGGAACCCGAUGGCGAGCUUGUCCGCCUCGGUACCAUGGAGCUCGGCGUUGGCGGCCUGAUGGGCGUCGACGAGGACACGGCUGUCGUCAAGGGAGCCUUGAACGAGGAGAGGAGACUGGAUGUUGAGCUGAGGGAACUCGACAUCUACUAA